Messenger RNA from Piliocolobus tephrosceles (Ugandan red Colobus), 1483 nucleotides. RefSeq lists its product as uncharacterized. Lineage: Eukaryota; Metazoa; Chordata; Mammalia; Primates; Cercopithecidae. The coding region runs from base 1 to 639 and encodes 212 amino acids. The record is from RefSeq and is a predicted model, not a curated record. The transcript is spliced from 5 exons.
AUGGCUUCGUUCCCCGCACCUUCCCGCAGGCAGUUCCCGGCGUCCUGGCCAGAGGCGGCCGUGGUCACGUCGCCCGUCCACCGUGCGGGAGCCAGGGGCAGGGGGCGCAGCAGGGCGAGAGCCGAGUGCCGGCCAGGCCGAGAGGCUGGCAGCCUGGCGGGAGGGGAAUUUCCCGCGGCUGACGUAGGCCCGGCGCAGCCGUCAAGCCGGAGGCGUGGGGCGGGGCGUCCUAGCUGCCGUAGCGCGCGCGACCGCCCCCAGCGCCCCGCCCUGCCCGCCCCCGCUCGCUCUCACCGUUCGCCCCGGCGCAUACGCCCCCGGCGCUGCUGCGGCGAAGGGCUUGGGCGGGGGUCGAGGGAGCGGGAGCUUGGGGUGGGCUUCGGGAGCGCAGGAACAGCGGGAGCCGGGAGGUCGCAGCGUGAGAAGGCCGCCUGUUCCCGAGAAAUCCCCCUCCUCCAGAUGAAGUAUUCGGGGUUCAGAGAAGUUACUUCAACAUACAGCGCUUCCGAAUGCUGGAGAGAGAUCAAUUUUAAGGUUGGAAGGAACCCUAUAGAUCAUUUAGUUCAUCUCCCUCGUUUUACACAUGAGGAAAAUGAGGCACGGAAAGUGUGGUUUUGUCCUGUUGGAUCAAUUAUCUAACCUGGGCCUGGACUCCAUCUACCACUGUCGCGCCUGGUUCACUGCAGCUCACUUCAUCUUCCUGUGCCUUCUCUGAAAGGCCCCCUCCAAAAGUUUCCUGGGUAUGUCCCCUCAAGGUACAUGCCAUGCCUACAUUCCCACCUGUAGUAUUCUGAUUGAGCCACCUCAGAACUCACUGGUAAUGCUGGACACAUUCUGUGCCCAUCUUCCCAGACCUCCCUCCCCAAAUCCGGCCACAGUUGCAUGACUACCUGGUAUAACUGUCAUAGUCUUUAAAGGGUGAUUUCCCCAAUUAAACUUAUUGUUGACUCCUUAUCUGACCUUUUAAGAGAGGACCUCUCAAGAGCUUCCUGGAACUAUGCUCCCUGGUUGAGGGUGGGGUGGGUGUGUAGAUUAUUCCAGUCUCUUCUCUGAAAUCUCUCCUUUUUUAUUGGAGUUCUUUGGACCCGUGUCACCCUUUUUGGCCUAGUAGUAGCCAAAGGAAAAGAGUCUCUAUUAAUAAUACCUUAUUUGAGAGCAAUUGGGUCCAAGCAUAUCUCCCUUUGCCUUUCAGAUUGGACUAGUCUUGCCUUCACAGUCAAAACAUUUCUCUUAAGGAAAUCCUUCCCUCUACAUGGUAGUGGUGCUAAGGCUCAACUUUUGCCAGUCAGAAUGGACACUGGCUGCAAACAACCCAAGUGUGUCUCUGGCUGAACCCCAGGCUUCCCCUGCUGUCCUCCCUUCCCCCAUUAUCAGCCUAGCUCUUUCUCUCCAACUGCUCUCAUUCUGACUUUAGGUCAACGUGUCUAAAUCAAUUCAGCUCCUCCUUGAUUCUUGGAGACAGUAUGCUCCUGCCACAGGUCUU